AUUGGAGGGUGCUGCAGUCUUAACGUCUUUUCUGUACGUGACAACAGAUUAUCUCGAAUUCCCUCUGAAAUUUCACAAGCCACUGAACUUCACGUCCUCGAUGUUGCUGGAAACAGGCUGACGUAUCUUCCCCUCUCACUGACUACCUUAAAGCUGAAGGCUUUGUGGUUGUCUGAUAACCAGUCCCAACCUUUGCUGACGUUUCAGACAGACACAGACCCUGAAACAGGAGAAAAGAUUUUAACAUGCGUAUUACUUCCUCAAAUGCCUUCUGAGCCUGGUUGCCAAGAUAACCUACCACGAUGUGGUGCACUGGAGAGUUUGGUAAAUGAAAUGUCGGAUGAAACAUGGAAUGAGCGGGCAGUGAAUAGAGUGAGUGCAAUUCGCUUCUUAGAAGAUGAAAAAGAUGAAGAGGAUAAUGAAAUGAGAACACUUCUAAGGCGAGCCACUCCACACCCUGGAGAAUUAAAGAACAUGAAAAAGACAGUGGAGAAUUUACGGAAUGAUAUGAAUGCUGCUAAAGGACUGGAUUCAAACAAAAACGAGGUCAAUAAUGCCAUUGACAGAGUGACCACUUCCGUGUAG
Molecule: messenger RNA, 585 nt
Organism: Cariama cristata (Red-legged seriema)
Lineage: Eukaryota; Metazoa; Chordata; Aves; Cariamiformes; Cariamidae
Product: leucine-rich repeat-containing protein 1-like
Exons: 4
Biological process (GO): neurotransmitter receptor transport, endosome to postsynaptic membrane; neurotransmitter receptor transport postsynaptic membrane to endosome
Cellular component (GO): postsynaptic density; postsynaptic membrane; adherens junction
Source: RefSeq, a predicted model, not a curated record